Thunnus maccoyii (southern bluefin tuna) is the source of this 2689-nucleotide messenger RNA. RefSeq names its product small integral membrane protein 18 (gene smim18). Bases 455 to 781 code for a protein of 108 amino acids. The record is from RefSeq and is a predicted model, not a curated record. Lineage: Eukaryota; Metazoa; Chordata; Actinopteri; Scombriformes; Scombridae. The transcript is spliced from 2 exons.
UCUGGUCCCAACACUCCAACGAAAAGCUGAAACAGACACUGAUUCAUGAAUGAUUCAUGGUGUGGGCGGGAGCUUCUGUUGCUGCGAGCUGCUCUGUGGGCAGGACGCUGAAAAUGUGACAGGCCGCUUAACGUAUGGUGCAGAGGCAGGGCUAAACACAACCAGCCAAUGAUGGAGAGAAGUCUGCGCUGUUCAGCUGAGACAUGAAGAACUGCAAGGAGUGGCGGAGUGAAGGAGGGAGGGAAGGAGUGAGCUGGUGCAUGCGCGACGGCUGAAAGUGCGUGAGAGUGCUAAAGGAGGAAAACAGGGUGAGGAGUGAACGCAGAGGAGGGAGAGAGUGGCAGACGGAGCGAUAGGUGGAGCACCAAAAAAAAAAGAGGAGAGUGCAUCUGUUGACUACUUACAUCCUCUAAAGACUGAACCAGACAGACAGACAGACAGACAGACAGAAAUCAUGGCCAACAUCAGCACCACUAUACACCCCAGUAAUGUCCCGUGGCACUCAGAGGCAGCAGCCCCUCUCUCCCACGUCUCCUUGCAGGUCCAGGAGGUCUACCCCUUCCAUGAUGGCUGGAACGUGGCCUGCUUCAUCAUCCUUUUGCUCUUCAUCCUCACCGUCCUCUCUCUGGCUGCCUUGGCCGUACUCUAUGAGCUACUGGACUGUGGCUGCUGUGCCAAAGGAAAGACACAUCACCAGCUCCAGGAGGAAGGGCCGGGAAGCUGCGGCAAGCUGAUGACCAGCAUGUGCAAGGAGCCAGAAUCUCACACUGAGGUGGUAUAGGAGCGGCCAAGAGUGGGAAUAAGGAAGAGUGGGAAUCUGGGUUUCAUUGCUGAACUGGGCGAUAUCACAGUGUUGACCCUGAUGCCCAACCAACAGAACUUCUAAAACUGCCUGAUAGUGGUUCAACUGCUCACAGUUGAGAGGAAGACGAGACGAGAUGUGGUUACAGAACACUGACAGAAGGAUGUGGGCAGUUCUUCACUGAUAUGGAGUCUAAUUAGCUUUUCAUUUAUGUUAGGAGGGAAUCUUCACAAUCUCCACAUCCAUUACCACUAAACACACAUGGCAGACCAUGAAAGCCAUAUUUCACACCAACAAAGACACUCUAGUAGUUUAGUCAUAGUACUGAUGGUGAGGAUGCUGUAGAAUGAAGGCAGGAUGUGAAACACUAGAGUCAACCUUUUGUUUGCUUUGUUUUCUUUUAUGGAGUGUGACGUUGCAUGGUCAACAACAACAUGUAAGCAUACAAAAAACACUAAUCACUAAUCAGACCAAAUAUCAGUUAGUUUAAAUAAAACACUUUAUGAUUUCCUAAAGUAAAAGUAUUCUUGUACAACCCUGAGUGUGCUGCACAUGCUUGUGAUCUGCUGGAUGAAGUGAGCUUCUAUGAGAUGUGGUGAAAUGUUGUGUACAGUCAGGAAAGGCUGUUCAAAUCUAAAGACCUGCAUAUUGAUCCUUGUUUCCCUUCAGGAACUGAUCACAAAUAAACUGACCGAGCCUGGUUGGACAUCAUCAUUGUUUUGGAUAAAGCCUGUGUUUCUCUGUUCUUCAGUAGAUUGUAUGCUAGUAUCGUUACCAUGUUUAGCAUUGCAACACUAUUUAAUGACAAGUGACACUUGUUUGUUGCACGGUAAUGUAAUUUACCACGUCAUCUAGAGCACAACGUAUGAUUUCAUAUGCCUUACCACAAAAUGCCUAAUAAAGUGUCAAUGAAUUAUGUACUGUGGUUUUUUUCUGCUGUAAGAGAAAUAAAGUGAAAAGCAGAAACAUGAAGUGUCUCAUGAUAGAGAAGCAGAGCUCAGCUUUAAAGAAGGCUUCAAACCCAGCCUUCAAAGUCUCAAAGUACUUACUGAGUGAUGAUUGUGUGUUGGCAUUGAGGUGUAAUUACUUUAGUUUCUCCAUCAGGUAAUGAAUCAGGUAAAAUGCAGUUUACCAAAAAGUUAGUUUCUGUUCAUGGUUCAUUCAUGGUAAUGUCCUCGCUGCCUUAUUAUCUUAUGACAUUAGAGAUUCAAUUAACUCAGAUAUUGUUUGGAAUAUUGGCAGGAAUCUAAUCUACACCAUCUCAUAAUUGAGGUAGUUCGCUGGCUCAACGUAAAUAUACAAAGAAAAAAAUCAGCAAAACAAUCUAUCUGACACUGGUAGAUUUCAGGUGACCUCAUUGGUUGUCUCUAAUUCUGCUGAUCACAGAAAAUUUAAAUAAAUAUAAAUUUUCUACAUAAAUAGACUAAAGCAUUUUCUCACUUUCUGAUGCAUCACUGAUACCAAAUCUCCACUGUACAGACAUCUGCCAUCGCAGUCUGAGGCUGCAACAACAAGGCACCACUGCUCAAAAUCUUACAUGUUGGUUUACUUUGUUUAGAUAUAAAACACACAAUGAAAAAUGUUUGUUUCAAGCUGAAUUUUGAUGAUUUAGAGAGGUAUGAAUGGGAGACACAUUCAGAUGUUGAGGAUUAGAGGAUGAAACAUAGUUUAACAAAAAUAACAUCAUAAAAGGUAGAAGCUGUUUGAGCUUUCUGCAAAAACUGGAACAACUUGGAUUUGGUAUUGUUUCAGCCAGUGUGAUGACAUUUAAAGCUGUAAACAUGUUGAAUGGUGUGAUGGGCGUAGUAGUGCAACGACAUCCUUCCAUACAACACAGGAGAACUCAUUCAGUGUAAUAGUACAACAUGUUAGAAUUGAUCUAUAGAG